GGUUGUUUAUAAGUUUUAUAACCUAAAAGUUAAAAUUGCACGUGAAACCAAAACGUUGUGUUGUAAUUUUAAGCAGUGCUGGUGGGUCGCUUAAACAAUGACGGAAUUAACAAUAGAUUCGGUUUCUACGAAGGGGCCGAUCUAUCCAAUGUUAAUAAACUUUCAAAACGGUUACCCGAACGAAGACUUCGAAAGUAAAUGCUCAAUCAUACAAGAGAAUGGUACUAAAACGAUAGCUACUGAGCUUGAUGAGCUUGUUUACUAUGGUAAAGAGGAAAACGAAGAUUUGGGUAAGACCCUGAUACUAGCAAGAGACAGGAAAACCGGUAAAGUACGCCUUAUAGAGGUGGGCUGCGCUGAGCUCAUACCAUAUCGUAAAGUCGACUUGAAUGCAUCGCAACAGGAAACCAGCAGGUUAGAGCUGAGUAGGAAGUUCGGAUCUAAAAAACAAAAGAAGCAAAUGGAACAGCGGGAGAAAUUAAAAGUGAAUGUACAAACUGUUACAAAACAAAUGGAAAAUGUAACUGCGAAUAUUACUGUUGACCAACUAGACCUAUCUAAGUAUAAUAAGAACGAUUCUGAAGAUUUCUACGUACCACCUAUAGACAGAGACGCUACUAAAGUUGAAGAUGUAUAUCCUGUAGAGAAAAUUAUGUCUGAAGAAGAAUAUGAGAAUAUUUACACAGAAUUAAAGCAAGAAAAGUAUGAAGAAUAUUACCAUCCGUAUAUAAAGGCAUUAGUUAAAGGGCGGACGUUGUCUCACGAGUUAACGGUGCUGGCAGUUUACACUAGUGAGCUGCUGAAAUUUAUACAGGUCGGUUGCAUGGAAAUAAAAAAGAAAAACUUUAGAAUAUGCAAUUUUUCAAACACAUUAAAUAACGUUGCAUUGAAAAACUUUACGGAAUUUACUAAUGCUUCAAAUAAGGUGAGAACUAGACCGACACACAUGAAAGAUAAGCUCACAUGUCACAUAAUGGUAUUUGUGUUGAUAUUACAUAAUUUUAAGGUUGAACUUGAGCCUUUAUGCGCAGCGGUAAAGAUGUCGCCUAGGACUCAGCCUUGCAUCAAUAAGAUCCGUCUUAUCGGAGCAUACAUGGUACAUACCGAAGGGGGUAAGAUGGUGCAAUUGAAAUUGCCCUUAGCUCCAAAAACUUCUUUCAUAAGAAGGAAAAGUACAAAGUUUUAAUUAUUUGAUAAACUAAUCCACAUUUUUAUACCCCAACGCAAAAAGAGGGGUGAUACAUGUUUGAUGCCAAUGUCUGUCUGUGGCAUCAUAGCUCUCAUAUGGAUGGACCGAUUUUGACGCGGUUUUUUUACGUGAAAGCACAGAAUAAAUAAUACUACUAGUACAGAGGUUCACUUCCUAACAAAACGCGUCUAUUACGACAGAUAUGACCGCUAGGUGGCGCAAGCGCGAGCAGGCGUCCGUUCCGUAGCAGUGCGCGGCAACUAUGGCUAGACACCAAAAUUGGUGUGGGCCGCAUGUACUUGUAGCGCCGCGACGAAAUCGCGGAGUGAGCCACGCCUGGUGACAGCGGGUUUUCUUGCUUCUUAGCUAUGUUUGAU
Messenger RNA from Cydia strobilella, 1566 nucleotides. Its product is annotated as DNA-directed RNA polymerase I subunit RPA49-like. NCBI's taxonomy places the organism in Eukaryota, Metazoa, Arthropoda, Insecta, Lepidoptera, Tortricidae. Gene Ontology annotation, cellular component: RNA polymerase I complex. Gene Ontology annotation, biological process: transcription elongation by RNA polymerase I; DNA-templated transcription; RNA polymerase I preinitiation complex assembly. The record is from RefSeq and is a predicted model, not a curated record. The coding region runs from base 98 to 1186 and encodes 362 amino acids. Gene Ontology annotation, molecular function: DNA binding. The transcript has a single exon.